AUGUCGACGCUGGGCUACCGUGACUCGGGCUCCGUGGUCCUGUCGAAGGCUGAGGCGCUCCGACAGGCGCAUGAGAAGGAUGGCGAGCGGUCGCGGAUGAUGGUCUUUUCGAAGAGGCAGAGCCCUCCGAGGAAGCGGAAGGAUGAGCGGGAGGAGCGAGACAAGGAGGAGGCGGCCGAGUUCGAGAUGAAGCUGGCCAACAUCGUGGCGAAGCGUCCAGACAAGCGCCUGAAGUGGCUUCAGAAGGGCAUGCUGCUGAUCGGGAGGAAGAUGCUCAAGGCCUCGGAUUUCUAUGAACUGGUCAUGGACAAGGCUUUCAUCUCAGACGCGCCGGCCGAAGUUGGUGCCAGGAUGAAAGCAUCCAUCCUCGCCAACCUCCACCUCUUCUCUUCCAAGCAGCAGAAGGCCUUGCAAAGUGAAUCAUGCCAUUUCAACCAGCCGCUUUUCCGCAGAUCUGUCCCGGUUCAGCUUGCUUGGGUCCAGGAAACAUCAAGGGCACGCCCCUCCUCCCAAGUAAGGUCCCUGCCGCCUUCUUGCAAUGUAGUUGCGAAGCCCAAGACCAAUUAA
Symbiodinium sp. CCMP2456 is the source of this 567-nucleotide messenger RNA. NCBI's taxonomy places the organism in Eukaryota, Dinophyceae, Suessiales, Symbiodiniaceae. The record is from the annotation of a GenBank genome assembly.